UCGUCUAGAAACAGUUGCUAGGGCGAGUUACUCUGCUGGAACGUGUUGGGGCAAGUACCAUCACCAAAAUGAAGCUAAACACUUUAAAUAUAACAGUUAAGUUACCAUAAAAACACUGAAACAACUGUACGUAUAUGUAGUUAGUUAUCUAGUGGGUUUCUGUUGUGUGAAAGUCGUCACAAUGUUGGUUAUUAAACGAGCAGUGUGUGUUAUGGGCAUCAUUGUGCCUCCAUGCGCCUCCCUCUCUGUGAGAAACUUCUCUGCUUGUCAGCAACUAUCAUCCUCAAAGAGACCCAGUCCGUACAGCUCAGUGGACAGUGAGCGCUACUCUUCUCUGGUGAAGUCAGUCAUGUCCUCCAGGGUCAGCUCCCAGACUCCAGAGACCCUCCAAGCAGAGGACGAGCAGGUUUAUGGACCUGUUGUCAAAGGUCAAGCUCCAUCCUCUAGAGCAGAGAGGAGGGUACCCAAAACCCUGCAUCCCUUCUUACACAGCGAGGAAGGGACCCUAGAAACAGAGGAGCCAGAGUCAGGAGGACCUCCAACCAGGAUUGUGUUGAACAGGGGUGAAGGCAGGUCUUUGGUUCCCAGUGUGACCCGGAUCAUUCAGCAGACCCUCUCCCCAGAGCAGAUCUUCUACCUGGAGAGGUGGAAGAGGAGGAUGAUUGCACAGCUUGGAGAGGAAGGCUUCAGAGAAUACAGUCAGAAUUUAUUCAGGCAAGGGAGGCUUUUCCAUUCAGCUUUGGAGGACAUCUUGACAUCAGGUGCAACAUUGAAGAACAAGGAGACACCUGAGGAGCAUCCACCUGAGGUACGGGGAUACAUGGAGAGCAUCUCUCAUGUACUGGAGGAUGUCAGAGCAGUGAGAGCUACUGAAAGCACCGUGCAACACAACACACUGAACUAUCUGGGAAUUGUGGAUUGUGUUGCUCGCUACAGGGGUGUACUGUGUGUGAUUGACUGGAAGACUUCAGAGAAGCCCAAACCAUUCCUGAGCAACACAUAUGACAACCCUAUUCAGGUGGCAGCCUACGCCGGGGCUUUGAACAAUGACGACAACUACAAAUACCAGGUUGGACAUGGACUCAUUGUAGUAGCCUACAAGGAUGGCUCACCCGCCCAUGCUCAUGAGUUGAGCUCAGAGCUGAUGUUGGAGUACUGGAAAAAGUGGCUGAUUCGUCUCGAAGACUUCACAGGCCAAAGAUCCAGUCAUGCAUCGAGUGCUUUUGUGGAAAAGAGAUGAGACGUGUGAAGAGAGGUGUGUCGGGGCAUGUCCAUGAAGCAGUUUGAGGCAAAUGAACCUGAACUGAAAAUGGAACAUGCUCCCCAUGCAGCAGGAGUGUAAAACAUACACAUUUUAAGCCGAAAUUCUUGUACCUUUUCUAUCCUGGGAGCAACUUAUCAUAUUAGGGGACGUCUUCUUUGAGCUAUUUAAAAAUCAUUGAAUCCAAACCCGGCUUCCCUAUAUGAGGCUUUUAAAGAGCCCUAGUUCUCCUCCUCUAGGAAGCAGUACACUGGGUAAACCACGGCGUGGAGUAUCUUGGCCCUGAUGCUGACCUUUGGCGUAGUUUCUCCCUCUGAGUGUACAACAUGCCCACUGCACAUGUCACGUAGGUCAGGAUCCAGGAUGCAGGCUUUCCUUCUGCGUCCAGCACGAUGCAGCAGGAGGGGAAGUUUGCGAUCAUGUUCUAGAUCAUCCUGACGGCGUCCUCGUUCUUUCCAAACUUCCAUGUCCGAUUCACCGAACAAAUGUGUGAUACAUCCAGAGAGCUCAGUAAGAGCUGAUGCAGAACAGAACAGAGCAGAGUCCUGCUUUACUACUGAACUAUUAAACCUAAGAUAAUGAUUUAGUCACACGCUAAGCCUGCAUGGCUAUGCUCUACUUGUCUACAGAGGGAAGGAUACAGUAUCAUCAUGUGACACAUUGACAGUUUUCUGCUGGACACGUCUUUUUCUGAUGCCACUGCUUUGAAUAUCUCAAUGUGGCGAAUAAUGAUUCCUUGGAGAGAAGUUAUGAAAGAAAAACUAUUAAUAAAUGUGUGAAACUUAA
Messenger RNA from Sebastes umbrosus (honeycomb rockfish), 2047 nucleotides. It is a transcript of the gene mgme1, whose product is annotated as mitochondrial genome maintenance exonuclease 1. Bases 182 to 1240 code for a protein of 352 amino acids. Gene Ontology annotation, cellular component: mitochondrion. Gene Ontology annotation, biological process: mitochondrial DNA replication. The record is from RefSeq and is a predicted model, not a curated record. NCBI's taxonomy places the organism in Eukaryota, Metazoa, Chordata, Actinopteri, Perciformes, Sebastidae. Gene Ontology annotation, molecular function: single-stranded DNA exodeoxyribonuclease activity. The transcript is spliced from 5 exons.